AUGUGGAAGGUCCACUCAUUCCUUCAGAGUAUCUCAUUCAACAACAGUGCUGGAGAUGAAAUUACAUUUAAUGAACAUGGAGAAUUGGCAGCUGGAUUUGAUGUUACAAACUUGGUCACUUUCCCAAAUAACUCCUACAUCAGGGUCAAAGUGGGAGGGCUGGAUCCUCAGGCUCCUCCUGGCAAAGAGCUCUCCAUUGAUGAAGACAGUAUCAAAUGGCACAGAGGCUUAACUGAGGUGCCACCCGUUUCAGUAUGUAAUGACUACUGCCCUGCUGGUUAUGGGAAGAAUAAGAAAGAGGGGGAGAAAUUUUGCUGCUAUGCUUGUGCUCCAUGUCCAGAUGGAAUGGUCUCAAAUGAAAAGGGUAGGACAUACAUGGAAACUUGUCUCAGUUGCCCAGAAGAUCAGUAUCCAAACAAAGAUCAGGAUAGAUGCAUUCCUAAGAUAGCAAACCUUCUAGCCUUUGAUGAACAUUUGGCCAUUGUUUCAACAUUCUCUGCAGUUUUAUUCUCUCCUCUCACAGUUCUGGUGCUGGGCAUCUUCAUUAAGCACCGGGACACUCCCAUAGUCAAAGCCAACAACAGAAGCCUCACCUACAUUCUCCUCAUCUCCCUCUUCUUGUGUUUCCUCUGCUCUUUGAUGUUCAUUGGGAAGCCUAAUGAGGCAAUCUGCCUUCUCCGGCAAACAAGUUUUGGCAUUGUCUUCUCUGUGUCCCUCUCUAGCAUUUUGGCCAAAACCAUCUCUGUGGUUUUGGCACUCAUGGCAACCAAACCAGGAUCCAGGAUGAGGAAAUGGGUAGGCAAAAGACUAGCUUAUUCCAUUAUCGUUUCCUGCUCCAUUAUUCAAGUAGAGAUCUGUGCGCUGUGGCUGGCAACCUCUCCUCCAUUCCCAGAUUUGGACUUACACUCAAUAACUGAAGAAAUAAUACUACAAUGUAAUGAAGGGUCCGUUUUCAUGUUCUAUUGUGUUUUGGGCUACAUGGGCAUCCUGGCCAUUGUCAGCUUCACAGUGGCCUUCUUAGCCAGGAAGUUGCCUGACAGUUUUAAUGAAGCCAAGUUCAUCACCUUCAGCAUGUUGGUCUUUUGUAGUGUUUGGCUCUCCUUUAUUCCAACUUACCUGAGCACAAGAGGAAAAUACAUGGUGGCCGUGGAGAUCUUCUCCAUCUUGGCUUCCAGUGCUGGGUUAUUGGGUUGUAUCUUUUCCCCAAAAUGCUACAUUAUUCUAGUGAGGCCUGAGUUGAACAACAAAGAGCAUCUAAUGCGAAGAAAGAUAUAG
Rhineura floridana is the source of this 1275-nucleotide messenger RNA. RefSeq names its product vomeronasal type-2 receptor 26-like. Gene Ontology annotation, molecular function: G protein-coupled receptor activity. The coding region runs from base 1 to 1275 and encodes 424 amino acids. The transcript is spliced from 4 exons. NCBI's taxonomy places the organism in Eukaryota, Metazoa, Chordata, Lepidosauria, Squamata, Rhineuridae. The record is from RefSeq and is a predicted model, not a curated record. Gene Ontology annotation, biological process: G protein-coupled receptor signaling pathway. Gene Ontology annotation, cellular component: membrane.